Molecule: messenger RNA, 2001 nt
Organism: Varanus komodoensis (Komodo dragon)
Lineage: Eukaryota; Metazoa; Chordata; Lepidosauria; Squamata; Varanidae
Gene: NANP
Product: N-acetylneuraminic acid phosphatase
Exons: 2
Coding region: 72-875 (267 amino acids)
Molecular function (GO): hydrolase activity
Source: RefSeq, a predicted model, not a curated record
CUGCUGGUCUCUUGCUCGGCCGGAUCGGCUGCUGCGCGGCAGAGGCUGCUGCUGGUGGCGGUGCUGCUGCGAUGGGGCUGCAAGGCGUCAAGGCGGUUUUCUUCGACUUGGACAACACGCUGAUCGACACCGCCGCGGCAGGCAGGAGAGCCAUUGAGGAGGUAAAAACUGUCUUACAGUCAGAGCAUCAUUGUGAUGAAAAAGAAGCACGCAUGAUUUGUGAAAAAGUUCAAGCCAAGCUCCUCAAAGAAUGCCAUGAUCCUUCUAAGAUGUGUAUUACUGACUUAAGGAUUCAGCACUGGGAGGAAGCUAUACAAGAAAUAAAAGGAGGAACAGCCAAUCGGAAUCUGGCUACAGAAUGUUAUUUCCUUUGGAAAACUACCCGUCUGCAACAUUUGACCUUGGCAGAGGAGACACAAAGGAUGCUCAGUGACCUUAGAAAGUUUGUCCGUUUGCUUCUGCUAACUAAUGGAGACACACAGACACAGAGAGAGAAGAUUGAAGCCUGUGCUUGCCAGCCAUAUUUUGAUGCUAUUGUUGUAGGAGGAGAACAAAAAGAAGAAAAACCAGCUUCUUCCAUAUUUCAUUAUUGUUGUGAACUUCUAGGUGUUCAGCCUGAAGACUGUGUGAUGGUUGGUGACUCUCUAGAUACAGACAUUCAAGGAGGUCUGAAUGCUGGCUUGAAAGCAACCAUUUGGAUAAAUAAAACCAUAGCUGCUCCAAAAGACACUUCUCCAGUCCCUCAUUAUAUUAUUUCUUCUGUUCUUGAUCUUCCAGGACUUUUACAGAACAAAGGAGAUGCUAACUUAGAAAUGAACAAGGUGGCUGGUAUUUGUAAUGUGUGUGAUAGUCCCACUGAGGAAUCUAGGGCCUGAGCAUGCUAGGGUUCAUGUUGAAGCAUGUGGUUCCCAUGUUUACCUUGCAAGGGUAUUUCAGGGGAGGGCAUUUGCAGGCAAGAAUCAGUGGACAGGAUGUGCUUAACAUGUAUCCCCCUGUCAGUUCUCUUCAUGUUCUUUGUCUCUUAGCCAUUUUUCUUUAGCUACCUCUGAGACUAGAAAUAAAUCCAACUACAGGGAAACCAGCUUGGAAGAAAAGUUUAUUUAUUAAAAAAAGGUUUAUUCCAUUUCACAGCCAAAAAAAGUCUCCUGUAGUAGCCUACAGUCAAUCGAAAAAAGAAGAUAUUCGCUACUUGCGCACAGGUUUACAAUGUAAAAUGACACAAGGAAGAAGGAAUGGGGAGUGAAGAGGGGAGAACUGUAUGACUCAGCAGCUGGUAGACUGGCCCUACUUCCUCUCUCAUCUCCCAUGGUGGGGGUGUUCCAGCUAGAGCAAGUACCAAAGUUAUGUGGAGAAUUGGUAGGCUGUAGAAAUUUAAGUACUGCCUUCCUACUCACUGAUUCUCACCUAUGGAGGUCCUCUAGCCCCAUUUUAGUGUUACCUGGAAAAAAUAUUUAUGAAAGUAAUGAAUUAUCUGCCUCAAGAAAGAAAAGAGUGAAUAUAGUUUGGAUUUCGUUGAAUUUUAAUAGCUUGUAAGUGGAGAAGUUCAAGCAAAGACAGUUGUUUGAAACUAUGAAAUUGAUGGAAAACUAUAGCAAGUUUCACAAUAAAAAGUGCCAUUCUGAAAUCACAUACAUGUCACAAUGUAGAACAAACUAUAUGAAGAAUCUGUGUUAGGGGUGUAGAGUUAACUCCUGAAAAAUAGCUAAUAAUGAUUAUUAAAAAUAUCUGGAUGUAUAGAAGCUUUUGUCUUCUAUAAUUUUCUACAUUUUUGUAAUGGUUGAUACUUGAGAAUUUUUAUGGGUUUUUGCGGUGUUCAGAACUCUGUAGAGAAAUAGAUAUGUGUAUGUGGGAGAGAGGGGUGAAUGUAUACAGACCCAUUUAUCAGAAAUGCCAAAAUGGAAUGCUUUAUGUGAGAUAUUAAUGUAUUGAUUUAAAUCUUAGCAGUCUAAUGAUAACUUCACUAUGGAAGAUAAUUUUAGCAUAAAUGCCUUUUUCAGCCUU